UCCCUGUUGUGAAAACGAGAGCCGUCUGAGGCAGCGAGCCUGACGGGGGCUGGACUGAUGACAGCCUCCUGCGCCGCUCACAGCCUCCUCACACCUGACCGACUCCAUCAGACGCGCAGAUGAUGGAGCCGCUGCCGGGUCGCCCCUCUGCCACCAUUUCGCACAUCCAGUGCCCAACAAAUGUUCUGCAAACGCCUUCAACUCUUUAUCCUCGAUAACUGACCGGAUGGGUCGUGAUUUUUUGGUUUCCCCCCACGCGAUUACUAAGUGAUCCGUGCUUUUCUUCUUCUUUUGUUUUCCUGGAAAAGCAAGCAGGAGUGGACUGAUGCUGCGUCGCUGCUAAACACCAGACAUGGGUGUCAUCGAAACAAAGGUGCUCGUUUUUGGACCCAUUUUCUCCUCAUCUGCCCAUGAAGAAGAUCUUAUCUACAAGUUGCUGCACCUAACAGGCUUCAGUCAAGCAAACAAAUGUUCCACUCAAUAGCUGUUGGACACAAUCAACCAUAGGGAGGAAAUCAAUAACACAGUAAUACGCCUUCACGCAUACCACAUACACACCUGUCAUGGCGCUGGAGAACUCCGUUUUCCCCUCCCGGCCCGACUCCCUUGCGCUCCCCGUGGAGGAGAAGGAAGAAGGGGAAGCAGUGGAGGCAGCCUCGGCCUCCACGGGGGUCUUCAACCUUUCGGAGGAGCUGGGACACGUGGUCACCACGGAGACGACGCCUUCGCCUCCCGUCAAGGCGAAGGUCAGCAGGUCCAUCCAGGCCAAAAUAGCCGACCAGGAGGCCAAAGCCAACCAGCACGGAAAGAAGACCCAGGGGACGGAGAAGGAGAGGGGCCGAUUCGGAUGGCCACGGGCUCGCCGCAAGAGGCAACGCUACGUGGAGAAGAACGGUCGAUGCAAUGUGCAGCACGGCAACAUGAGGGAGACUUAUCGCUACCUGACGGACAUCUUCACCACUCUGGUGGACCUCAACUGGCGCUGCUCACUCUUCGUCUUUGUCAUGGCCUACGCUGUCACAUGGCUCUUCUUUGGGGCCAUCUGGUACCUCAUAGCCUACUGUAGGGGUGAUCUGGACCAUCUGGAAGAUCAGACGUGGACGCCGUGCGUAAACAACGUGAAUGGUUUCAUCUCAGCUUUCCUCUUCUCCAUCGAGACCGAGACCACAAUCGGCUACGGACACCGGGUCAUCACCGACCAGUGCCCAGUGGGCACCAUGCUGCUGCUGCUGCAAGCCAUUCUGGGGUCGAUGGUCAACGCCUUUAUGGUCGGCUGCAUGUUUGUGAAGAUCUCGCAGCCCAACAAACGAGCGGAGACGCUGGUGUUCUCCAAACACGCCGUCAUCUCCCUGAGAGACGACAAGCUCUGUCUGAUGUUCCGGGUGGGGGACCUGCGCAGCUCCCAUAUAGUGGGGGCCAACAUGAGAGCCAAGCUCAUUAAAUCCAAGCAGACUCAGGAGGGCGAGUUCAUCCCUCUGAACCAGACAGACAUCAGCGUGGGCUUUGAGACGGGCGAUGACAGACUCUUCCUGGUUUCUCCGUUGGUGAUUUCCCACGAGAUUGACGCACAUUCUCCCUUCUGGGACAUGUCGCAGGCGCAGCUGGAGAAGGAGGACUUUGAGAUUGUGGUCAUUCUGGAGGGAAUGGUGGAAGCCACAGGAAUGACAUGCCAGGCGAGGAGCUCCUACUUGACUGAGGAGGUUUUGUGGGGUCACAGGUUCAGCCCCAUGAUGCUGCUGGCAGAAGGCUUCUUUGACAUCGACUAUGGAGCCUUUCAUCACACGUUUGAGGUGGACACACCGUCCUGCUCAGCACGCGAUCUGUCAUUGGCCGCAGCCCGGCUGGACGCUCACCUGUACUGGUCCAUCUCGAGCAGACUGGACGAAGAGCCCACGCUGGCCAGCCAGGCCUCCAAGCAGCUGGACAGCAGCUCGGCAAACAGCAAAGGCGGGGAAGCCACCUUCACCAUCGGCGAGAUGACCGACAUCCAGGAGCAAACAGGGCUGGGCGAGCUGAACGGCAGCGUCGCCACAGACCAACCAGAAUCCGAGGCCUAGAACAGAGAAUGUUUAUGGAGAUCUUCAGUAUAUCGCCACCACGUCACAAUAAAGACCUCUUCUUCAUUUAAGGCAAAUACGUAGUUCCACUAGUCUCAAUUCUACAGUAAACACCACGAUGCCGUACAGAAAUGUUCACUUCUCCAUAUUUUGUUUGUUUGUAGGUUCAUCUGUGUCACAUCUAUGAGUUCUCUCUUUGAUCGCAUCAUCUCCAAUCACCCUUGCCUAUAUCUACUUUAAAAUGACAAUACUAUGCUUUAGUGGGGCUCAGCAGAAUCCUGUGGAACCAGCAGAAUGUUUUACUCUUGUUUUGUUGAGUUGAAAGUAAGGAUUGUUCACAUUAAAAUAGUUCUGGUGCACGUAGAGGUUUGAAUCUUAUCUGCUCACCAGAUUCUAAUCAGGGGAAACGUACGGAUUUAAAAAUAUUUAUUCUAACUCAGCUGCUUCCAGCAUAUUAUGUCAAAAAAACAUUAUUUGGUUCAAGAAAAGGAAAAUCUUGUGCAGUUUCAAGCCUUGAAAAACAUUUUCCGGAAACAAAACGUGACAAACAGAAAGCCCUCCCUUCUUGCAGCCCUAAACAAAUGAUGAGGGUCUCCGUAACCUUCACUGCAGAGAACAGUUGUGUGUGGCUUUGCAUCACUUUCAGCAGCUGUAGCACAAAGGUUAUCCAUCGUUUGUCCCUCAAAGCACAACUGUGUCCUUCUCACUCUUCCCCAGACCCCUGCUUCUGCUGCUGUGUAUAUAUGUGGCCAUUUUUACUUGAUGUUUUUGAGACUAAUGCAUUGAUUAGAAGGAAUAAACUGCAGUAUAUAACCCAGAGUA
Molecule: messenger RNA, 2879 nt
Organism: Oryzias melastigma (Indian medaka)
Lineage: Eukaryota; Metazoa; Chordata; Actinopteri; Beloniformes; Adrianichthyidae
Gene: kcnj9
Product: potassium inwardly rectifying channel subfamily J member 9
Exons: 8
Coding region: 564-2057 (497 amino acids)
Biological process (GO): potassium ion import across plasma membrane; regulation of monoatomic ion transmembrane transport
Cellular component (GO): plasma membrane
Molecular function (GO): G-protein activated inward rectifier potassium channel activity
Source: RefSeq, a predicted model, not a curated record